Molecule: messenger RNA, 5608 nt
Organism: Phascolarctos cinereus (koala)
Lineage: Eukaryota; Metazoa; Chordata; Mammalia; Diprotodontia; Phascolarctidae
Gene: ISG20L2
Product: interferon stimulated exonuclease gene 20 like 2
Cellular component (GO): nucleus
Molecular function (GO): 3'-5'-RNA exonuclease activity; nucleic acid binding
Source: RefSeq, a predicted model, not a curated record
UGCGCCCGGCGUCCGGCCCGGGGCUCCUCCAGCCGUGUUGGGGCUCGAUCGGGGUGGGGCCAUACCCCCGGGCCGGAAGGCUCUCCGAGCCCCUGAUUGAUUUCCGCGACGCCGUGGGGUAGUGAUACCAUCCUGCAGCAGCUUCCCUGGCCUCAGCCUCAGUUUACCCCCUUGUUCAUUCAUCCCCUUAACGGGUCAGGAGCCUCUGCUCGGGAGGACAGUUUUCGUAAUCACGCGAUUGAAAGCCGCAGGCCUGUUAGAGAGCAUCUUGUCCAAUCUCCCGACUCUAGAAAUGGGGAAAUUGAGGCCCAGAGAAGGGGAGGUGGACACCAAGGGCCCGAAGCCUCGAGUUACAUUAGCUGCUGAAAGGGGAAGAGUCUGGGGGAAGCAGGAAGAGCCUGGAGGAUUCGGGUGCUGGACAAGGGCAGAGAGCAGAUCCAUUUUCUAGGACUUAAACUUGAAUGAGGGUAUGCUACACACCUCAAGAUGUGGGUCUCUGGCCUUUGGCCAGGAAUAAACCCCUAAGCUUCCCUGUUUUUAGAAGCCACCAUCUGAAGCAAGAUCCCUCCUGGUCACUCUUCUCUCCAACCUUUCUUGACAAUGUCUACCCUGAUUCUCAACUUGGACUUUGGGGACUGUCCUCCCCCAAAGAAGGCAACUGAAGGGAACCACAAGCACCAGCGUUUCAUCCAGCGACAACGGCGGAUACAGAGGAACCUUAAGCAGAAACAGAUGCAGGUCCCUGCCAAGCCGUCGGGAUCAGGGCAUUCUAAGUUCCAAAAUAAAGGGGGGACCCUUAGCACAAAUAAUAAACAGAAACUCCAUCCCCUCCCUGAACCUAUACGGGAGACACCCAGUCAGAAAAAUGGAAUUGAGAAGCCCUUGAGUAGGAAAGUAUCAACAGUGUCCUGGUUGACACCUGCUCCUUCACGAAAGACCAGUUCGGUAUCUGUGGCAUCUAAAGUAGAUCUCCUGUCAGAGUUCCAGAGUGGCCUCUGUCCCCUCCCACCUGCCCGAACCCUCCCACCUGCAGCAGAGAAGAGUUGCAACAAGAAGAUGGUGGCUCUUGAUUGUGAGAUGGUGGGCACAGGGCCUAAAGGCCAUACUAGUUCUUUGGCCCGAUGUAGCAUUGUAAGUUACAAUGGUGACGUGCUAUAUGAUGAAUACAUUCGUCCUCCCUGCAAAAUUGUGGACUACCGGACCAAGUGGAGUGGUAUCAAAAAGGAGCACAUGGUUAAUGCCACCCCUUUCAAGGCAGCCCGGAAAGAGAUCUUGAAGAUACUCCUUGGCAAGAUUGUAGUGGGCCAUGCCAUCCACAAUGACUUCAAAGCCCUCCAUUACUUUCACCCCAAGCCCCUUACCCGAGACACUUCCAGAAUCCCUAUCCUUAAUUCCCGGGCUGGCUUCCCUGAGAAUGAGUCAAUCUCUUUGAAGCGUCUUACCAAGCAGCUGCUCCAUCAGGACAUUCAGGUAGGGAAGAGCGGGCAUUCCUCAGUUGAAGAUGCCAAGGCAACCAUGGACCUCUACAAGUUGGUGGAAGUUGAGUGGGAACAACAGCUGGCCCGAUCUCCUCCCUCUCAGGAAUAGGGGAGGUGGAGUUGUGGGACUGGUAGUCAUUGCAGAGAGAAGGCCUCAGACUGAGGGUAAACAGCUACCCCCAGGGGGAACAGACUAUCCAACAGCCCAAGACUUAGGCUGGAGCUGUUGGGAAGUGAGUCUACCCCAGACCCAAUCUCUCCAACCAUAGACCAUUGAAAUUUUUACCACAGGUGUUGUGUCCUACUUGUCUAGCGUGUUUCCCCUCUCAGUCUCAGUGAAGGGGUGUGGGGUAAAGGGAAGCUCCCUACAUUGAAAGCCAGCCCCUUGCUGCCCACCCCUUAGCAUUGGUGUUUUAGGCUGGUCACAAGUCCCGGCAUUCCUUGCUUCAGCCAGGCAGCUUGGCUAACAGGACAAUACUGGGAUGUGUAGUUUCUCUAGAUCUCCCCUAAAUCAUUAUGGCUGUGAUUAAGUACUUUUGUCCCAAAGUACCAUCAGCUAAUACCAUUUUUAGCCCAAGACCCUUUUCUCCCCACCCUUGAUACCUGGAGGAGCCACCUCUGAUUAUCAGUUGAUUUCCUGUUUUUUUACUGAGUAGUGGGAAGCAAGAAAAUCAACUUUUUCAUGGUCACAUUUUAAAAAAAAUAUCUUCUUUAUCCUAAGGAAAAAAAAAGAGGUAUUUAUUUGAGUCCCAGGUGCCUGCUGAGAAAGCAUUUAUGUUUUCAAUGCUCCCUCCUUCAUGUUAAGUGAAGCCUCUAAAUGCCCAAGUUACUGCCUUGUAAACUCACAAAGGAAUUUUUAUAAAGGAAGAAGUAUUGUUUUUUGCUACUUAUUAAACAGAUUCAGGACAGUGUAUUUUGUAAAAGAAUGUAUAAUAUGGGCUAGCCACAGUAAUUCAGUAAAGGAGUUUCCUGGUUUGUGAAUUUGAAAAGCCCUGAACAGCACCCCAUAUGUGGAUAAGACCAAUUACACAAUCUCAUCUUCACAAACAUUUACUAAGGAUCUUCAGGUUGCUAUUCCUGUGCCCUGUUGUUCACAGCUCUGCUCCACAUCCCCACUCGUAAAUCAGAUGUAUUGUGGAUAAUAAUGCAGCAAGAUGCAUAGAAUGGCUAGAAGUGUGGUGUCUCAAAGUCAGUACAUGUGCAAGUUUAGAUGGUAUUUCUCUUAGCAGAGACUGUCUGAAUGCCCUGCCAUGAUCCCAUCAAGUCUGUAAUUUCGUGUUCAAUUUUAAACAUACCCCAUUUUUAGGAGGGAUAUUGAUAAGCUUGGAGCUGGUACUGAGGGGGCUUAAAACCAUGUCAUUAGAGGCAAGUUUUUCAUGUGGAAAAAGAAAAAAUCUUAUUCUGCCUCACUCCAUAGGUUAGAGCUAAGAAGUUACCCAGAGACAGAUUUCAUCUUAAUAUGAGAAGGAAUUUGAGCUGGAAGGGACCUUAGAGAUCACAGGGUUAAUUGACCUGCCCAGGGUAACACAAGAAGUAACCUGCAGAGCUGAUGUUUGAAUUCAGGUCUUUCUUCCAAAUCAGGACUUCCCCAAUCUGUGUGUGUGUGAGCAGAGGCUGAAUGACUGCCUUUGGACAUAUCGGUGGGAUACAUGUUUCAGGGAGGGUUGGACUAGAUGACCUUUGAAAUCCUUUGCAGUUCUGAGGUUAAAUAAUUCUAUAAAAUGGAUCAUUUGGCACGAGAAAAGGGGAUAAAUGGGUGAAAAAAGGGUAUUCUGAAGCAACUGCAGGCUAGUUUUUCAGUAAACACCAGCCAUGUUCAACACGGAAGCCCAAAGGGUUUUCUUUCUUCCCUUUUAAUCUGGGUGUGCAGUUUGUAUUCACUUUGGCAGUGCAGGCAUUUUAUUAUCCACACAAAAACCCAGGGCCAUAGUUCUGUAUUCACUGCCUUGCCUCUGGUGACCAGAGCUACCUCCUCGACUGCCAUCAGAAAAGAAGAGCUUCACCACAGUAACAUCUCUUCCUGUAGCCCAGCCAGGCCCCAAGCAUUAGCUCAUUGAUUCCUUCCUAACAUGGUCUGCGUGCACAGGCAGCCAGCAAGGCCUGAACAAGUUGGUUCCUGUCAAGCCUAGCAGGCAUUAAUGUCCGUGUUGGCAUAGGAGGAGUGACAUUGUGCCUGGUCCUUGAACAGAGACAACCAGGCAGUCUAUGAAGUCUGCAUAACCUGAACAAGGGUAACCACUGUGUUGGCCACAUCGAGAAUCAGAAUUGGACAUGAAAACAGAAUUAAGUUACAGAUAUCCAUCAUGGUCAGUGAAGAAGAAAAACUACUAGCAAACUCAUGGAAUCCAGGUCCUGUUGACUAGGUAACUAUUGACUAAAAUUCAAAUCUUUUGUCUUUAUGGGAACUAUUUAUGAAAACAGUGACAUGGUCACUGCAGGGAGAAGACCAGACUCUAGCUUAUACAUGUGGAAUUCAUAGUACAUAUAUCUAGCCUUGCUGAAGGCAGCACCUGGAAUUGUCUGCUAGAUUAUAAGCUCCUCUAGGGCAAGAAACAGUGUAUUUACCAUAUUGGUCCAAUUUGAGUAAAACCUGAGUGUCCACCAAAUGUUAUUUUUCAGCGUGUACUUAAAUGUCCUCUUUUUGAGAUUUCAUGGUGAAUCUUAACAUUUAGUUUAAUAUAAGUGACUGAGACUAGUUCAAAAUUGUUUUGCGAGGUCCAAACUUAUGAUUUCAUUGGUUUAGAGAUGUCUGAGUGAGAAAACUCCCAUUACCAAUGCAGAUCACCAACUGCUCCGCAAUGUAUAGUCUUAGAGAGUUUCCUGGAAGCACUGAGAGUUUAAGUGAUUUAUCCAGUCAGUUGUUACUUGUCAGAGUUGGUUUCGAACCCAGGUCUUCCUGAUUCUAAGGUAACUAUCUACUGUAUCAUACUGCUUCUCAAACAAAUGACAACAGUUGACAAUAGAAUACUACUAUGAUUAAUGAAUGUGUUAGUGUCACAGAAUUUCAGAGUUGUAAGGGAUCUUAGAAAUGAGAGUAGUCCAUCCUAUACCAAAAGGAUUCCUGUACAAUAUAUCAGAUAAGUGGUCAUCAGACAUUUGUUUGAAGACCUCAAAUGAGGAGGGACCUACAACAUUCUGAGCCCAUUUUGCUUUUGAAUCAUUUGACUUAUUAGAAAAGCUUUACUCAAAUUAAGACCAAAUCCACCUUAUUGCAACUUCCAUCCAUUGCUCCAAGUUCUGUCCUCUAGAGCCAAGCAGAUCAAGUCUAGUUCACUUUUCACAAAGCUCUUCAAAUACUGGAAUACAGCUUCACUGUGUCUUUUCUAGGCUAGUCUGGCUCCUUCCAUCCUUAUAUGGCAGGAACUUGAAGACCUUCACCUUCCUUGUCAUCAUCCUCUGGACAUACUCCAACUUAUCAUUGUCCUAACUCAAAUGUGUGCAGGACUAAACACCAUACUUCCACUGUGGUCUGACCAGUGAAGAAUGUAACAGCAACCAUGUUCUUGGAUACUGCCUCUCAAUGUGUAGCCUACGAUCACAUUAGCUUUCCUGCACUGCCAUGUGGACUCAUAUUGAGGUCUGUGACCCACUAAAACCUCUACACCUUAUUGACUGGGCUCUCUAACACCUAUUUUGUACUUGUGAUAGUGACUUUAUGAAAUUGAGCAUGACUUUACGUUUAUCCCUAUGACUUUCAUCAUGUUUGCUUUGACUCGGUGUUCUAGCUUACCUUAAGAUCUUUUUACAUUCUUACAUAUCUGAAGAUUGGAAAAGCAUGCCUCCCAUGCCUGUGCAAGUCAUCAAGAUGCACAGGACCCAGCACAGAUCCCAUGGGGAACCUUCCAAGUUGACAUUGGAUCAUUAAUGAUUACAUUUUGAACCUACCCAAUCAUUUCAGAAUCCACUUAAUUGUAAUAUUAUCUAGCCCACAUUUUGCCAUCUAUUCCACAAUAAUAUGUGAGACCUUAUCAAAUGAUUAUUCUCCUGAUGUACAGGAAUUCUGUCAAAAAAUGGAAAUAAGCCGAUUUUUGAUGGUUAUUCAGAAUGUGAUCACUUCCUUUUUUAGAUAUUCAUAUCUCUUUAAUGUGUCCUUGAGUUCCUGCAGAAAUCAAAGUCAAACUAUUUGGUCA